Messenger RNA from Cimex lectularius (bed bug), 3664 nucleotides. RefSeq names its product bifunctional heparan sulfate N-deacetylase/N-sulfotransferase (gene sfl). Gene Ontology annotation, cellular component: Golgi apparatus. Gene Ontology annotation, molecular function: heparan sulfate N-sulfotransferase activity; deacetylase activity. The record is from RefSeq and is a predicted model, not a curated record. NCBI's taxonomy places the organism in Eukaryota, Metazoa, Arthropoda, Insecta, Hemiptera, Cimicidae. The transcript has 13 exons. The coding region runs from base 714 to 3410 and encodes 898 amino acids.
GCUAUAUCGAACGGUAGUUGAUUUCAAACUGUCGACUGUGUUCAAGUGUUAUUUUAAAGUUUAAAAAAUGGUAGAUCGAUUUGUAAAACGAAAGGGCAGUCGUUGCGGAUAAUGGGUUAAUCGGGGAGAGAGGAUGGAAUGCCCUAUUGGCCAGUGGAAGUCUACAUUCGUUUUCCACCGGCAUUCAUUCACCUCCGCCCUUUUAACCUCCGGUCCUUCCAUUUUCGUAAUUUAUAACCACUUGUUUUCGCCGAGAAACUGAGUUUCUGUUUCUCCCAUUUCGUCCUCUAUUAUUUUCUUCGAUAUCCGCGGCUUUCGGCCUACCGACCGACGGUCCGAGGAAGACAUAAAUUCCCCCGGCCGUCGCCCUGAAAAGGGCUCGCCGAAAGUUUUCUGCCUUCCAGUUUUGUCAACCGACUUAAACAAAUAUUAUUCACCGCUGGCGCCCUUCGCACACAAAUAAAUCGUCUCAAUAAAAACUUCCCUUCUAUCCGUUCCACCGUCCGCGCACAAAUUACGUUUCCUGUCGACUUGUAAACUACGACGGUGAGGAUUUUUUUUUCUUCUCCUUUCGGGAGACGUCCUGCCACACACGAGGGAUCUGCAUUGUAAAAAGACGUUUCCAUGAUAGGGUGAAAAGUUAUUAGACGACAACAUUGGGACAAUAACAACAUUGGGGCGGAGAGCGUGUUGAUGAUGUAGAGGAUGAGGGGAUGCUUGAUAGAGAGUACCUGGUAGGGAGGCAAGUGCCACCCCUCAAAGUCUGUGUGUUUAGGAGACACACAAGAGUGUUCAAACAGCUGACUGUCAAAAGAUGCGUCGCAGCCUUGUUCGCACUUAGCGUCUUCUCGAUUUUUUAUUCUCUCAUCUAUCUCAGUUACCCCUUUUCGAGCUUGAUUCGAAGAGAAUGGAGGCCAGAGCCUUCGAUACGAUGUCAGGUCAUGUCCGGCCUGAACAGGCUGCCAGCCCACGACCACCGAUCUGCAGCACGUCUGCGGAUCGAUCCGAAGGUCCUCGUCUUUGUAGAGACGACUUAUUCCCGCCUAGGCAGGGAUAUUGCCGAAUUAUUAGUCUACAAUAGGAUCAAAUAUAAAGUCGAAGUGGCCAGCAAAUCCCUGCCGAUCCUUACCAAUUUAGACAAGGGUAAGUAUGGGGUGAUAGUUUUUGAAAACCUUCACAAGUAUCUCCAAAUGGACAAAUGGAAUCGAGAGUUGCUUGAUAAAUACUGUCGGGAGUACUCAGUGGGGAUAAUCGGCUUUCUUUUGAGCGCUGAUGAAAAGCAGGUCGGCUCACAAUUACGAGGUCUUCCUUUGUACAUACAUAGAAAUCUUAAGUUAAGGGAUGCGGCAUUAAAUGCAGGUUCACCGAUUUUACGGUUGACGAGAGCUGGUGAAACAGCAUGGGGACCUUUGCCUGGUGAAGAUUGGACUGUUUUUACAGCAAACCAUUCUACUUAUGAACCGCUUGCUUGGGCGAUCAACGAUACCAGGCAAGAAGACACCAAUCUCCUGGAUGAAGAAUUCAUAAAGACACCUCUUACCACUGUCAUGCAGGACCAUGGAGGUUUUGACAGUAUACAACGAGUAUUCUUUGGGUCAGGUCUUAGAUUUUGGCUCCAUCGGUUAUUAUUCCUAGAUUCCUUGUCGUAUCUCUCCCAUGGACAACUUUCUCUCUCGCUUACAAGGUAUGUCUUGGUUGAUAUUGAUGACAUCUUUGUUGGCGAGAAGGGAACAAGACUGAGAAGAGAAGACGUUUUGGCUCUUCUUCGCACACAGGAAAAAAUCCAAAGCAUGGUACCUGGAUUUAAGUUCAAUCUCGGUUUCUCUGGCAAAUAUUUUCACCAUGGCACAUCAGAUGAAAAUUUAGGGGACGACCUGCUGUUAGAAAACAUAGAAAAAUUUACUUGGUUCAGUCAUAUGUGGAAUCAUCAACAGCCGCAUUUGUAUGAAAAUCAGACGCAGCUUGAGCUUGAAAUGACUCUGAACAGAAAUUUUGCGAAGGAACAUGGAAUCCCAACAGAUUCUGGUUAUUCCGUUGCACCUCAUCAUUCUGGUGUUUACCCUGUACACGAAGCUCUAUAUUUUGCUUGGAAACAUGUUUGGAACAUUAAAGUUACCUCAACAGAAGAAUAUCCUCAUCUCAGGCCCGCUAGACUCAGACGAGGAUUUAUUCAUCGCGGUAUAAUGGUACUUCCAAGACAGACGUGCGGCCUGUUUACUCAUACAAUUCUAAUAAACCGAUAUCCUGGAGGGAGAGAAAAGUUGGAUGAAUCCAUCCAGGGAGGAGAACUUUUUCAAACUUUUGUUUAUAAUCCAAUAAAUAUAUUUAUGAGCCACAUGUCAAAUUAUGGUAACGACAGGUUGGCUCUAUAUACAUUUGAGUCUGUGAUAAAGUUUCUGAGGUGCUGGACGAACCUUAAGCUUACUAGUGCACCGCCACUCGCUUUGGCUGAAAAAUAUUUUAAUAUGUAUCCUGAAGAAGCAGAUCCUGUUUGGGGAAAUCCCUGUCAGGAUCCAAGGCAUAAAAAGAUCUGGUCGCAUAACAAGACCUGUGACCAGCUUCCGAAAUUCCUUGUAAUUGGACCACAGAAGACAGGCACUACUGCCCUUUACACAUUUUUAGCAAUGCACCCUAAUAUUUCCAGCAAUAUCCACAGUCCUGAAACGUUCGAGGAAAUACAAUUUUUCAACGGGCGAAAUUACUACCGUGGUCUCUCAUGGUACAUGGAUUUUUUCCCUAUUACAAAAAACACAACAUCGCAGUAUUUCUUUGAAAAGUCGGCGACUUACUUUGACGGUGAACUUGUGCCAAAGCGAGUGCACGCCUUACUCCCCCAAGCAAAACUUGUGACAAUACUAAUAUCUCCUGCCAAACGAGCUUACAGCUGGUACCAACAUAUGCGUUCGCAUAUGGACCCGGUAGCGCUAAAUUAUUCUUUUUACGAUGUGAUAACCGCAAGCGACACUGCACCAAAAGCACUCAGGGAUUUGAGAAAUAGAUGCUUGAACCCCGGAAGGUAUGCUCAACACCUAGAACGUUGGCUCCUCUACUAUCCACAGCAGCAAUUGCACAUAAUCAACGGUGAAACUCUGAGACUAAACCCAGUCGAAAUUAUGGACCAACUGCAGAAAUUUCUCAAGAUUGUUCCACUAUAUGAUUAUUCAUCACAUAUAAAAUAUAAUCCUAAAAAGGGAUUCUUCUGUCAAGUAAAAAGUACUCAAGAUGGUUCAGGUUGCUUAGGGAGAAGUAAAGGUAGAAUAUAUCCACAGAUGGACAACAGGUCCUACAAAUUCUUACAGAGAUACUACUUGUCUCAUAACACAGUCCUUGCAAAAUUGCUGAAGCGACUGGGUCAGCGUGUGGUACCCCAAUGGUUGAAAGAUGACUUAAGCGAUACGCUACCUGCUUGACAUAUGUUUAGCCGAAUCGUGCAUUGGACUUGCAAAAACUGAGCUGACAAAUGUACUUGUACACUGAUCCUCUGUUAUCGUGCCUUUAAUCAAAUUAAGCAUUGUACAUCAAAACAUGAUCACAACUUCCAUCCCUCGAAGGGCAUUAUAUUCGGAGAACGUCUUAGUCCACCAAAAAGAAAAAUGUCAAUAAUCAAACUGUUCGUUGAACUAUUUCCUGCAACGGAUUUGACAAAAAUAAAAACCAGAAUAAA